UUCUUUCACUUUCGCUUCGUCGUCCUGAGGUUUAACUUCCUUGAAACACUCCACCCUUUCUCUCUCCCUCUUUCUCUCACACACACUCGUAACAGACAACGAAGUGAACAUUAUUUUUGAAAUAUUUCCUCUGUUCAUGUCUUUUGGUUUUUAAACUUCUCAUUAUGUCGGGUCAGGAGGAGCAGGUGAACGGAGAGCUUUCCAAGCAGAUUGUUCAAAAGACAUCAGAAGAUGAGCUGAGGAAUGCCAGGGAGGAGCUGGAGAAAUGGAAAAAAUUAGUGGAGGAUGCAGAUACAGAAAAAUCCCGGUUGUUUCUGGAGAAAGUGGAUACAGAAGAGGCAAAGAGGAAAGCACAGCAGGAGACCACAGAUUUGAUGAACGCUGAAGAGCAACUUACAGCCAGCUUCAGCAAAACAGUGAAUGAUAUACAGAUGGAUAUAAAUGACAUGAUAAAGGCUAACCAGGAUCUGCAGAAAAAACUCCAGCAGAAAAUGGCGCAGCUCAAAGCUAAGAAGGCUGAAACGGACAAUUUGCAACAGAGAUUUAAGAUCAAAGCUCAGAUCCCUGAGAAAAGAAUGAAAUUUACUCGCAUCGAACGAAAUGAGGAAGAUGAGAGUGAUGAGCAAGAGCCUGCUGGUCAGGAUAUCAGGGCAGUGUUCACCGUCAUCCAGAGACCUUUCUUUCUGUUGAAAGGUGGCGAAGCCCUCCUCACUUUUGAAGAAGAGAAAGUUGCGGAUCAGAUCCUCAGGCUGCCGAAGUGCACUGUGGCCUGCGACAAAACCAGGAGUGAAGUAAAGCCAGGCGCCUUAACUCUUGAACCUUCUGCAAAAUUUGAGGUGCAUAUUAAGGUGUCCAAGAGGACCAUUGAGUUCUCAAACGCUGCUGCUUGUCUGCCUGAGGAACGAAUGAGAGACCGCUUGGAGCUCGGCUUCUCAAAACCAAGCCUUGGUGGAGGCGAGGUGGAGAGAAUAGAAUACGAUGUGAAGACUGGAGCAGGCCGCAUUACCUUCCUCAAAACUGGAGUUGCAGAGAAUUUGACCCUUAGGGGAAAUUUCUACGUAGAUAUCGGAGACGGGAUGGAAGUCAGCGUGGCACCACUGUAUGACUACCAGCUGAAGAAGUUCCAGACGUUCUUGGGGGUGCCAAAGCGUACCGUACUGCUCAGAGGCAUUCAGGAUGUAAGUGAUGAGGAAGAUAUGCAGGACCACCUGGAGAUCCAUUUCCAGAAGCCCAGCAACUAUGGCGGAGAAGUGGAGAGCAUUAAAUAUGUCCCGCAUGGAAAGAAAGUGAGGGCUUUCUUCAAUGAGGACUGCGCUGAAGUGGAAGCAUAAUUUAAGUUUAAGCAAAUCAUCUGCAGAUACAGCACACAACGCUUAACUGCUGAGUGACAAGCAGACUCUUUCUUAUAGCAAUCUCAUGCCAGAUUGAUCUUUUCCUAUAUAUAACUCAGGUAAAUGUGGUAUCAUCAGGUAUAUCUUUACUAAGGGCUGGCUUAUGAUUUGGUUUUCCUUCUCAAAAAUGGUCAACGCAAUUAGCUUGAACAAAUAAUAAUAAUGUACUGUAACUCCCUUUAAUAUUUUACUCAGAGAUGGCUUAUGCUAUGUGAAACAGAUGACUAAUUAUUGAAUGUUAGCGAAAUUGGGUUUUAUGCACAAGGAUUAUCACAGAAAAAGCAGCGAUUGCCUUAUUUUUAUUUCAAUAUUUCUGAUUCACACUAUUAAUUGUGAGUAUAUUUUCUCUGCUCGAUGUUAACCAAGCUUGAUAUCCUUUUAGGUCACAAAUAAACCUUAUUUUAUUCAA
Molecule: messenger RNA, 1800 nt
Organism: Neoarius graeffei (lesser salmon catfish)
Lineage: Eukaryota; Metazoa; Chordata; Actinopteri; Siluriformes; Ariidae
Gene: nmi
Product: N-myc (and STAT) interactor
Exons: 9
Coding region: 165-1331 (388 amino acids)
Cellular component (GO): cytoplasm
Source: RefSeq, a predicted model, not a curated record